AUCAUCAAGUUGUACGCGGCGGUAGCGCGAUCGCGAGCAACGAGCGUCGCCGUUGCACCGAUAUGCGCGAUCGUUUCUCGGCACGCCGCCACGUCGCCGAGAAGUACUACGAUUGCCUGCAAUGCGCCGAGCAGUGCCGUCAUGCGGAUAACAGCAACGCCAACGGCAGGAACAACAAUAAUAGCUGCAGUAACAACAAUAACAGCAAGAGCGACGGCGGAGCCAUCGCCGCCGGUCAUCGGUUUCGCGGUAAUUAUCAUCUGCCUACCUCGAGCGCAGAACUGUAUCUCGAUGAAGAGGCGCCGAUGUCUCCCGAUGAGUUCAGAAGAAUUCGAAGCGCGAGAAGCGGCACGAGCAAGUCUCUGGCGAGGCAUCAGGCCGCGCACUUGACACCGGUCAAGAAGAGGUCCUCGCUGGCGCGACCGGUUCGUGUUCACGACUCCUUCGUGCAGCCCAGGCGGCCGAUGGCAGAGGAUGAUGGUUAUCAGGACCCACAGCAGAGCGAGCAGCAGACGAGCUCGUGCAAGAACCCGUGGUGGUGGGAACGUCGGGAUCACCAGGAGCCUAACACGUCGAACUACACCUACCAUCGGGACGCCGAAGACGGGAGCGCCGGUUGGCCUAUUCGCCUGCGGCUCGAGCAGAUGCUGGAGCUGACGUUGCCGCAGACCAAGCGCAAGAGGAAGAAAAAAAAGAAGAAGAAAACGACAACGGCGACGAUGAUGCUGAUGAAGCAGCAGCAGCAGCAGCACGGCAGGCAUGGCUUCAAAGAUACCGAGAGACUUCUCAAGGUACUCAGCAUUAACAAUGUGGACCAAGAUAAUAGGUACAACGUCAAACGAUGUUCCGUCAUGUAGAGAUUAGACUGCGAUAAAAGAGAGGAGAGAGAUAAGAAAAGAAAAUAAAGCGUGUAACAGACUUCUUAAAGAAACAUCGUAGGAUACGCUCGUAUCUGAAAUCCUGCUUUCGGGCGUUACUCGCGGCCGAGUGGAACUGCGAAGAUCAAAGUUUCGAGUCUGUGCUUUCGUACUUGAUUAAUUUUCGGUAAGUUUUAUUUUAUUUUAAAAAAUUCUCUGUUUUACUUAUAGAACGCGGGAGAGAGAAGUCGCGGCGCGACGAGAAAAAUCUCCCGCGUGCAUUUAUCUUCGUCUCUUUAUUUGUCUACUUAAUUUUUCUUAUACGCGAAGUUCUCAUUUUUAUCCCCGUCGUUUAGAUUAAUUUUUAUGUCUUGGACAGUAAGUGUUCACUUUUGUAGUAACAUCUGUGUCAGACAAUCGAAAAAGGUCUGGAUUCAUUUUCGUUUUCUUACUUUUCUACGUAACGAUGUGCAAUUUGUUUCACAUUAUUGUCUUCAGUGUCAUCUUCAGUGUCGUUAAGUGUUAAUGGCGAGAAAAUUAUGCUAUUACGCGACGUUUAUUCCGAAGCAUUAUUUUUCGAUAACCAUUGCGGCCUCGAUAACGCGCAAAGCACUUAGAGACAGAAAACCGUUUCCGUUUCGUUCUUCCCUUUUCUCAGUUUAGAGAUAGAGAUUAUCUCCUUCUAGCUGCGCAUCCGAUCCGGCAUCUCCGAAAGCCAGUACACACCUUUAUUGCUUUGAUCGAACAUUUUUACUUUUAUAGGAUGAAGUGGUCAGUGUCUUGCGACUCAAAAGAAAAAGCUUAGCAGCGGCUUAUCCGCGUUAUUACCGCGUUUGCAGUGUGAGAAAUGUCGCGUUGCCGCUUGGUUUAAAAGUCGAAAAUCCACUUUAUCUCCGUGCAAAUGUACAAUCGCGCGGGGCUAAUUAAUCGUUCGCACCCGCAUCCGCGCGAAAGCGAACCAAAGAUUAAGCGUGAAAGCGAGCAAAAAAAAAAA
Messenger RNA from Solenopsis invicta (red fire ant), 1851 nucleotides. RefSeq lists its product as uncharacterized. NCBI's taxonomy places the organism in Eukaryota, Metazoa, Arthropoda, Insecta, Hymenoptera, Formicidae. The record is from RefSeq and is a predicted model, not a curated record. The transcript has a single exon. The coding region runs from base 63 to 857 and encodes 264 amino acids.